Molecule: messenger RNA, 489 nt
Organism: Parnassius mnemosyne (clouded apollo)
Lineage: Eukaryota; Metazoa; Arthropoda; Insecta; Lepidoptera; Papilionidae
Source: the annotation of a GenBank genome assembly
AUGUCCAUUCUCAAUAUUACUACAACAUUCCUGGAUAUUGAAUUGAAAGGACUGAAUGGACGAAUUGAAGAAUUUUAUAUCAACAGAGAAACGGAUAAAUUAGUUCUUGCUAUUGACUUCAGAGGGUUAAGCAUCAGCUCCAAUAACACCUACUUCAGGUUCCACAGAAGGGGUAGAGAACCUAUUGUCACAUCGGACUUCGGAUUUGUCGUUUUUAAGUCUGUUUUUAUAACCAUUGUAAUUCCCAACCUUAACAAUUUACAACUUGAAGAAAGUGAAUCGUUUGCCUACGUUAGUGAAGAAAGGCCAGAAUAUGGAUUAGGACCAGGUUUAGCAAAUAGUACAGAUCCAGCAGUGUCAGCUGCACUAGCCGAAUUCGACGCAAAUACCAAGAUUAUUAUUCGUGAGAGCUUUCUUACAGAUGGACCAUUUUAUGCUGCCACCUUCAUUCAAUGGAAUAUCUGUGAUUUUGGAUUAAGAAUAUUUUAA